Molecule: messenger RNA, 1933 nt
Organism: Calliphora vicina (urban bluebottle blowfly)
Lineage: Eukaryota; Metazoa; Arthropoda; Insecta; Diptera; Calliphoridae
Gene: TfIIFalpha
Product: transcription factor IIFalpha
Exons: 5
Coding region: 132-1778 (548 amino acids)
Biological process (GO): positive regulation of transcription elongation by RNA polymerase II; transcription initiation at RNA polymerase II promoter
Cellular component (GO): transcription factor TFIIF complex; nucleus
Molecular function (GO): TFIIF-class transcription factor complex binding; DNA binding; RNA polymerase II general transcription initiation factor activity
Source: RefSeq, a predicted model, not a curated record
UAUAAAUGUCUUCGCGAUUUGGCAACACUUGUUUUGUAAUUGCAUUCGAAAGUAAAAAUAAAUUGUCUCGUAAUUUUUCUUGUUUUUUAGCCUUAAAUUAUUAAGAAUAUCUACAUAUAGAAAUAAUAACAAUGUCAUCGGGUUCCAAAGCUGCACCUUCAACAAGUGCCGGGACUUCGUCAAAUGCCAACGCGCCAGCAUCAUCUGCAGCAAGUGCUCCAGCCAAUGUGCAAGAAUUCAAUAUACGUGUACCAAAAAAUUUACGUAAAAGACAUCAUGUCAUGCGUUUCAAUGCUACACUCAAUGUGGAUUUCGCUCAAUGGCGUAAUGUGAAAUUGGAGCGAGAAAAUAAUAUGAAAGAGUUUAGGGGGGCCGAAGAAGAUAUGCCCAAAUUUGGAGCUGGUUCAGAAUACAAUCGUGAUUUGCGCGAGGAAGUGCGUCGCAAAAAGUUCGGUAUAAUAGCUAAGAAAUAUAGACCGGAAGCGCAACCUUGGAUCUUGAAGGUUGGUGGAAAAAGUGGGAAAAAGUUUAAAGGUAUACGAGAAGGUGGGGUUAGCGAAAAUGCUGCAUUUUACGUAUUCACUCAUGCGCCAGAUGGUGCCAUUGAGGCAUAUCCCUUAAAUGAGUGGUAUAAUUUCCAACCCAUACAACGUUACAAGUCCCUAUCGGCCGAGGAAGCUGAACAGGAAUUCGGCCGUCGCAAAAAGGUGAUGAACUAUUUUUCACUUAUGUUGCGCAAACGUCUAAAGGGUGAUGAGGAGGAGGAAAAAGACCCCGAAGAGGUCAAAGUUAAGGGUGCUGGUAAAAAGCCAAAGGAACUCAAAAUUAGUGAAAUGGAUGAAUGGAUUGAUUCAGAUGAAGACUCCGAUUCGGAAAGUGAGGGGGAGGAGAAAAAGAAAAAAGAGGAAGACAGCGACGACGAGGGCAAAAAGAAGGGUAAGAAAGGCAAGGGACCAGAAAAAAAGAAAAAGAAACGCGAUGUAGACGAUGAGGCUUUCGAGGAGUCGGAUGAUGGUGAUGAAGAGGGUCGUGAAAUGGACUACGAUACUGAAUCUAGUGAAGAUGAGCCGGAUCCGGAGGCCAAAUUAGACAAGGACAUGAAAUCAGUGGCUGAAGAAGAUGCUUUGCGUAAACUAUUAACAUCAGAUGAAGACGAUGAUGAAGAAAAUAAAUCAGAUGAGUCCGAUAAGGAUGAUGAAGAAAAGAAAAGGAAAGAAAAAGCAAAGGAUGAAAGCAAAGAUAAAAAGAAAUCUAAAACUAAAGCCAAAGAUGAAAAGAAAGAUUCCUCAAGUGACUUUAGUUCUGAUAGCAGUGAUUCUGAAGAUGACAACAAAUCCAAGAAGAAAGACAACUCCAAACCCACGAGCAAUCAUAAUUCUCGUUCUGCCACUCCUACAUUUAACAAUGAUGCUAAUAAACGCAAAAUGAACAGUAUGCCAAGCGAUCUUACCGCUUCGGAGAAUAGUAAUAGUCCUGUUAGUACUCCAGCAAAAAGACCUAAAUCUGAAAUGUCUACACCAUCAUUGCCAUCUACAUUUUCGGGCGUUGUUUCUUCCAAUAGCAAAGAUGAUUAUGGCAUCACCGAAGAAGCUGUACGUCGUUAUCUCAUGCGUAAACCUAUGACGGCUACAGAACUAUUAACAAAGUUCAAAAAUAAGAAAACCGGUGUAUCCAGUGAUCGUUUGGUCGAGACUAUGACGCAAAUAUUAAAGAAAAUCAAUCCUGUUAAACAGACAAUUCAGGGCAAAAUGUAUUUAAGCAUUAAGGUUAACAAGUAAUUUGUAUAUUGAAUAUUUAUUGGCAAUUGAACACAACACAACAAAUCAAAUACAUACAUGCAUACACAUAUUAUUUACAUAAGAUUUUAGGCAAAACUAAUUAUUUUAAUUAGAAUUUGUAAAAAUAAAUAAAAACAAUAAUCAAGUUACUUACA